CUCCGGAUCUUCCUACAUCCGUAUCCGGGGCGCAGCAGCUGAUCAUCCGCUCAGAGUCCAGACACGCAGACAUGCCUCUCGCAAAAGAUCUUUUACACCCGAGUCCUGAGGAGGAGAAGAGGAGACACAAGAAGAAACGUCUGGUUCAGUGUCCUAACUCCUACUUCAUGGACGUCAAAUGUCCAGGUUGCUACAAGAUCACCACCGUGUUCAGUCACGCUCAGACCGUCGUGUUGUGCGUCGGCUGCUCCACGGUCCUCUGCCAGCCGACGGGAGGCAAAGCUCGCCUGACAGAAGGAUGCUCAUUCAGGAGGAAACAGCACUAGUUGGACCGGACGUGGUCGGAUGCAUUUUAGGAGGAAAAGCUUUGAUGGACAUCAAGCGUCACUGCCAUGAACUGACGGACGAGCAAACCGAACCAAUCAUAACAGCUCGUCCGUCUCCAGAACACGCACACAGAGGAAUGACCGGGCUGCUCGACGCCCCGCAUCUGUUGAUAAUUCCAAAUAAAUGUGUUCUUUUAAUGAAAUCUUACAUGUUUGUCAUCCAGUUUGUCUCUUAGAGGGUCCUUUGAACGCCAGUAAAAGACGUUUGACCCCUUUUUAAAGAUGAAACGCUUGUAGGUUAAGAAGGUUUCCGUCGCCCCUUCAUCGACUGAGUGCACAUUUACAGAGAGGUGAGGGUCAGAGAUUUAUGCAAAUUCCCUUUUUGAAAACACUCGACCAGCUGCGGGGAAAGAGUUGUGAAUCGCAAAUUACAUCAAAGAGCCGAGUUUUACUAUGUAACAGCAGCACUCUGCAUAAUUGAAUAUUGAUUAACGCGCAUUAGAGCUGCGAACACAUCCAGACGUUCACAGUAUAUCUGCGGAGUCGACAGCACAGCGCUGUACGUACUAAUGAUGAUGUCAGGAUUCCCCCUCGGUCUGAAGGAGGGUCAAUUCAGGGAAAAGUCACCGUUUGCUUCUGAAAAAGAACUAUUUUGUGACAUUUAAAUGACAAACAGUACAGUGCAUUUGUGUUUUCUUGCGAAUUUCCUGUAGAAAUAAUGUGCUUUUAAAUUCUUGGGAGGAGAAAUAAUUUCCGAUCGUUGCCUACAGCUUCUGUUGUGGUUCUGUGUGAUUGCGUUGAGUUGCACACUGAUAAAGACAACUUAAAUCAGGGGACGGAGUGAUGAUUUAAUGGUAACUUUGAUGUUGCUAUGGUGUUUUAUUUCUUGUCUUGCUUGUAUAUUGGACACUAAUUCCAAAUAAAAUCAUAGUAAACAUGGAUGUGA
This is a messenger RNA of Stegastes partitus (bicolor damselfish), 1272 nucleotides long. It is a transcript of the gene rps27.2, whose product is annotated as ribosomal protein S27, isoform 2. The record is from RefSeq and is a predicted model, not a curated record. The transcript has 4 exons. Bases 72 to 326 code for a protein of 84 amino acids. Gene Ontology annotation, molecular function: structural constituent of ribosome. Gene Ontology annotation, cellular component: ribosome. Gene Ontology annotation, biological process: translation. NCBI's taxonomy places the organism in Eukaryota, Metazoa, Chordata, Actinopteri, Pomacentridae.